This is a messenger RNA of Morone saxatilis (striped sea-bass), 1453 nucleotides long. RefSeq names its product dynein, cytoplasmic 2, light intermediate chain 1 (gene dync2li1). Gene Ontology annotation, molecular function: dynein heavy chain binding. The coding region runs from base 80 to 1093 and encodes 337 amino acids. Gene Ontology annotation, cellular component: ciliary basal body; axoneme; cytoplasmic dynein complex. The transcript is spliced from 12 exons. The record is from RefSeq and is a predicted model, not a curated record. Lineage: Eukaryota; Metazoa; Chordata; Actinopteri; Moronidae. Gene Ontology annotation, biological process: intraciliary transport involved in cilium assembly; intraciliary retrograde transport.
ACUCUGGCAACGUUUGGGUUCCUUUCGGCUCCAGCCGUUCAGCUAGCUGGUCAACUCUGUUUGUACAAUAUCAAAUGUAAUGCCCAAAAUAAGCUCAGACACGCUAUGGGAGCUGGCUGCGGCGGAGGUCCACAGUGGGGAGACUGCAGGGGGGGAGGAGGAGGAGGAGGACGGGAAACAAGAGGAUGAACCAUCUAAGCCAACUCUGGCACUUGAGUACACUUUCGGCAGACGGGCUCGAGGACACAACACACCCAAAGACAUAGCCCAUCUAUGGGAGCUGGGAGGAGGAACGUCUUUGUCAGACCUGGUCCAGAUCCCCAUCACUCCUGUCAGCAUCAGGUCUCUCUCUGUCAUCCUCAUCAUGGACCUGUCUAAACCCAACGCCCUGUGGGGAACCAUGGAGAAGCUGCUGCAGGCAGCACAAGCCCAGUUGGAAAAAGUCUCUUCCAAGGCACGACAAGCACAGAAGGCCAGACCUGGAGCCAAACACCAGACGCCUGUCCACUCAGCAGCACGCGUCUUACCUAAAGACUAUCCUGACAGAGAGUUGAUCAGUCCCUUCCCUGUUCCUCUGCUCAUCAUUGGCAGCAAAUACGACAUCUUUCAGGAAUUGGACUCUGACAAGAGGAAAGUAGUUUGUAAAACACUGCGUUUUGUUGCCCACUACUAUGCAGCCUCUCUUAUUUUCACUAGCAUCAAGUCGGAGAGCCUAAUGUCAAAAACCAAGAGCUUCUUCUCCCACCUGGCUUUUGGUCUGGACAGAGGUAAAACAAUGUCCUGUGACUCCACCAAGCCUCUCAUCAUUCCAGCAGGCUCUGACUCCUUCAGCCAAAUAGGUUCCCCUCCUACUACUGAUGUGGACAUCACUUCUCUGCACGCCAAAAACCCCAAAGACCUCUGGAAGAAAGUCUACGAGCGUGUCUUCCCCCAAGAGAGUACCAGUGAGCAGAGGGAACUAAAGGAUCCAGCCAAAGACCCACAGUACAGUGAGCCUCAGAUUGAUGCCAUGAGAGCCCAGAAAGACCAGGAGUUGGAUCAGUAUAAGAGGAAUGCAGUGAAGUCCUGGAAAGGUCUGGAGCUGGAGACAUGAGCGACAAUCAACUUUAUGGUCACACACACAUACAAUAUAGAAAAGUAUCUCACAGGUGAGGUGCUGAUCACUGGAAGUAGGAAAAAAGUGUUGCACACUCCGGCUCUAUAUGCAUUUCUCUUUUAUUCAGAUGAUGAUGUUUCUUCUGGCCUUCUUAUAAUUAUUAAUUAUUAAAGUUUUGAUUCACACACACAUACAGCACAUAGUUAUGUAAAUACAGACAAACAUUUUGCUUUAUUUAUUUCCUUUUGUGUCAUUUUUUUUUUUUUACUACUUGGUUAUUCACACAACUUGUAUAAUUAGAUAUUCUUCCUGAAACUAUUUCAAACAUAUUAAAACUAUUUGUAUGCGGAUAAUAAA